Messenger RNA from Ectocarpus siliculosus, 1158 nucleotides. The record is from the annotation of a GenBank genome assembly. NCBI's taxonomy places the organism in Eukaryota, Phaeophyceae, Ectocarpales, Ectocarpaceae.
AUGCAGCACAGCACGCACAGAGACGGGAACGGGUUGAAAGGGCUCCUGAACGAUGUGAGCACGGCGCGAGGGGCGUGGAGAAGAGGGGGGGGGAGAAGCAUGUCGGUGGGCUCUGGCCUGGUCCAGGAGAGCACACACCUCGAGAUAGGAGACUACCGCCUCGUCAAGACGCUAGGGGUCGGGGCUUUCGGCAAGGUCAAACUGGCCCAGCACGUGGUGACCAACAAGAAGGUGGCCGUGAAGAUCAUCAACAAGAGCCGCAUCAAGAACCUGGACAUCAUGGACAAGGUCCGGAGAGAGAUUCACAUCCUGAGAAUGUGCAGCCACCCGCACAUCAUCCGGCUGUAUCAGGUCAUCGACACCCCCUCGGACAUCUUCGUGGUCAUGGAGUAUGUGUCGGGAGGGGAACUGUUCGACCACAUAGUGUCCGAGGGCCGCCUCGACCCCGACGAGGCUCGAUCGAUAUUCCAGCAGGUCAUCUCGGGGGUGGAGUACUGUCACUUCCAUCGCAUCGUGCACCGGGACCUCAAGCCCGAGAAUCUGUUGCUGGACGCGCACGGGAACAUCAAGAUCGCUGACUUUGGGCUGUCGAACUGGAUGCUCGACGGACAGUUCCUCCGCACGUCUUGCGGCUCGCCGAACUACGCGGCCCCCGAGGUGAUAUCGGGCACGCUCUAUGCCGGCGCCGAGGUGGACGUCUGGUCGUGCGGGGUGAUCUUGUACGCGUUGUUGUGCGGCAGCCUUCCGUUCGACGACGAGAGCAUUCCGUCUCUCUUCAAGAAGAUCAAGUCCGGCAUGUACUCGUUGCCGAGCCACCUGAGCCAGUUGGCGCGAGACCUGAUCCCUCGAAUGCUGGUCGUGGACCCCAUGAAGCGGAUCACCAUUCCGGAGAUACGCCGGCACCCGUGGUUCACCCACAAGCUGCCGGCCUACCUGUCGCGACCGCAUUUCAAGAUCGAGAAAGAGGAACGGGCGCUUGACCAGGAGGUGGUCGCGGAGGUGUGCCUGCUGAAGCUGCCGGGAGCGACGCCGGAGAAGGUGGCGAUGGCAGUGCAGAGGAGAAGCAAGCGAGCCGACAUCCGUGUGGCGUACGAGCUGCUGCUGGACAGCAAGAAGGCCAAGAUCAGGAAGGAAGACUUUGGGCUUACAGCAGGGUAA